Phyllotreta striolata is the source of this 1768-nucleotide messenger RNA. Lineage: Eukaryota; Metazoa; Arthropoda; Insecta; Coleoptera; Chrysomelidae. The record is from the annotation of a GenBank genome assembly.
UAAAAAUAAAAGCGAGCGGCAACACUGUGUAUAGUAAAUUAAUUUUUUUAUCUUAUCAUUGAAUUGUUUAGUAUUCUGUAUUUGAGAGGAGCACGGUUUGAAAAUUGAUUUAUUAGUAUGUUGUGAAUUAUCGAGUAGUGUUCGGCAUGACAGCAACAUACACCGAAAUAAUUUUAGCCAGUUGCAUAUUAAUACUCCCUUUUUUAUACGAAUCCAGCCAUGCAUUCCGGUAUCACUUAAAGUUCUUUCUCUACUAUGCCAUCGUUAUGAUAAAUUCCGUUAUACUCAUCCCCGUUUACCUGUUCAAGCCUGGAAAUGUGAAAAAUCUGCUAAUAGCGAGUGAUUUUUGCCGAGGCAUCACCAACCUCGUCGGCUUGAGAUGGACCCUAAGGGGAAAGGAGCAUUUAGAGAAAGAACAGGCCUGCAUCGUCAUUGCGAACCAUCAAAGCUCUUUGGACGUUCUCGGCAUGUUCAACUUUUGGAGGGUGAUGGACAAAUGCACGGUGAUAGCUAAGAAGGAGCUGCUCUACGCGGGCCCCUUCGGCCUGGCUGCUUAUCUGUGCGGACUGAUUUUCAUCCCCAGAGUGCAAGCGGAGAGGGCGAAAGCCAUUAUGAACGAGGCAGCUAACAAAAUUAAAAUCGAUAAGGUUAAAUUAUGGGUAUUUCCCGAGGGAACGAGAAGAAACGAUGGCAAAAUCCACCCUUUCAAGAAGGGUGCUUUCCACAUGGCUAUCUCAAAUAAUUUACCAAUAGUACCAGUAGUAUUUUCCAGAUAUUAUUUUCUCGAUAAAAGCGUCAAACGAUUCGAUCACGGCAAAGUGACAGUGACGGCUCUGCCACAAAUCGAAACAAAGGACCUGACAAUGGACAAUUUAGAGGAAUUAAUGGAGCGAGUUCGAAGCGUUAUGCAGGAAACGUUCAAUGAAACGAGUAGAGAAAUCAUCGAAGACUUUGCGCCGGUUUCUAGUCACAAGUUAACUUGAAGUCACAAUUUUUUUGUACCUAUUUUAUAAGGUUUAGGUAGGUAGAUUUUUACUUUUUUCAACUGAAAAGACGGUAAUUUGUUAUUCGGAAUUGAACGAAACGAGAAGCAAAUGGUGGUGUUCAUUUUUUGAUGUAUAAUUUAAGUGGAAUGAUACAAAUCAAUAAGUUAACAUUAAUGUGACUCUAAAUUUUUUAUGAGCUCCAUUGUAUCUGCUAAAAAAUAUAAUGGUUAACGCGAUAACCCUAUUUUAUUAUCGACUUGUCUAGGUUUAAUGCCAAAGAGGGAGUUGCCACCUGUGAAAAUUAUUUUUAGGAAAAAUUUAUUAGGUUUAUUCUUGAUUUAACCAUUAAAAAUUCACUCUAUACGUAAUAAUUAAUAUACUUUGAUUUAGAUUUUCUGCACAAAUAUUCUUUCGAUAUAUAGCAGAACAAAAGGUCUAAUAGAGUAGAGUUUUUUAAUACACAUUUAAUGUUUGUUACCUUUAUACGUAAGUAUACAUGUUAUACUAUGUAUAAUUAAUGCAUCACAGCGUGCCAUUUUAAAUUAAUCUAGUCAAUUUAUGAGUGUAUUUUUUUAUAUGAAAUUGAGAAAUUAUUUUUUGUGAAUACUUGCAUCAUUCCGAUUUUAAUUACUGUUAGAAUUCGAAAAGACCUAUAAUUUAACGAAUCAUGCUCAUAUUAAUUUUAGUUAUUUGUAAUGAUUUUAUGUAAAUAUUUGACUGGUUCGAUUCACGGUAUUAUAUUUUGUUCUAUGACGAUUGAAAAUACAAUUUUCUAUGUCCAA